Messenger RNA from Aedes albopictus (Asian tiger mosquito), 779 nucleotides. RefSeq names its product mpv17-like protein. The coding region runs from base 171 to 743 and encodes 190 amino acids. Gene Ontology annotation, biological process: cellular response to reactive oxygen species. NCBI's taxonomy places the organism in Eukaryota, Metazoa, Arthropoda, Insecta, Diptera, Culicidae. The record is from RefSeq and is a predicted model, not a curated record. The transcript has 4 exons. Gene Ontology annotation, cellular component: cytoplasm; membrane; mitochondrion.
UCUCAAGCUCAGUAUGUCAGUUAGCUUGCAGUGAAUACAGCGUUCAAAAAUUCGGAGAGCGAAACCGCCGUGCAAAAUACGAGGUUGCGCGAAUAAUAUGUUUACGUAAUUCAGAAAACCGUUAUUACAACGAAUUCCUUGAGUGACUAAGCAAACCGGAAGUGAAAGCGAUGAUUCCGAUUCUGCUAAACCGCGCGCGUGUGUUCCUGAAUCAGUAUCCCGUCGCUCGAGGAAUGGUCACAUACAGUCUGCUGUGGCCGACAGGAUGCCUUAUUCAACAGUCGGUCACCGGAACCCGCCUGAGAGACUUGGACUGGAUGAAAUGCUUUCGAUUCUUCGUGUACGGCGGUUUCAUUGUGGCUCCCAGUCUCUAUUGCUGGAUAAGACUAGCAUCCAUGAUGUGGCCCGCUCAGACGUUGAGGUCUGCCAUAGCAAAGGCCCUCACAGAACAAAUCAGCUAUACACCGCUGGCGAUGACGUGCUUCUACUUUGGGAUGAGCCUUCUCGAGUCCAAGACGGUCGACGAAUCGAUCCAGGAGGUCAAAGCCAAGGUCCCACCUACAUAUAAGGUGGCGAUAUGCAUCUGGCCUUUGUUGCAAACCUUCAACUUUUCCGUGGUUCCCGAGAAAAAUCGUGUUCCGUUUGUCAGUAUGUGCAGUCUAUUGUGGACGAUAUUUCUCGCUUAUAUGAAACAGCUGGAGCUUGAAAAGCUCCAGCAAACAAAGUCUAUUGUUCCGAAAUAACACAGAACUUUGAAAAUAAAAUACCCAAGAAAGUUA